Rhinolophus ferrumequinum (greater horseshoe bat) is the source of this 8133-nucleotide messenger RNA. It is a transcript of the gene ABCA2, whose product is annotated as ATP binding cassette subfamily A member 2. The record is from RefSeq and is a predicted model, not a curated record. The transcript has 49 exons. Gene Ontology annotation, biological process: transmembrane transport; lipid transport. Gene Ontology annotation, cellular component: membrane; intracellular membrane-bounded organelle. The coding region runs from base 92 to 7402 and encodes 2436 amino acids. Gene Ontology annotation, molecular function: lipid carrier activity; ABC-type transporter activity; ATP hydrolysis activity. NCBI's taxonomy places the organism in Eukaryota, Metazoa, Chordata, Mammalia, Chiroptera, Rhinolophidae.
GCGAUGCCGAGCAGCGCGGCGGGCGGCGGGUCCGGCGGGGCGCGCAGACGAGCGGGCCGCGGCGCGGAGGCGGCCGGAGCGCGGCCCCGCCAUGGGCUUCCUGCAUCAGCUGCAGCUGCUGCUCUGGAAGAACGUGACGCUGAAGCGUCGGAGCCCGUGGGUCUUGGCUUUCGAGAUCUUCAUCCCUCUGGUUCUCUUCUUCAUCCUGCUGGGGCUGCGGCAGAAGAAACCCACCAUCUCUGUGAAGGAAGUCUCUUUCUACACAGCCGCGCCCCUCACCUCCGCUGGCAUCCUGCCUGUGAUGCAGUCACUGUGCCCAGAUGGCCAGCGGGAUGAGUUUGGCUUCCUGCAGUACGCCAACUCCACGGUCACUCAGCUGCUGGAGCGCCUCAACCGUGUGGUGGAGGAGGGCAACCUUUUCGACCCGGAGCGGCCCAGCCUGGGCUCAGGGCUCGAGGCCCUGCACCAGCACCUGGAGGCCCUCAGCUUGGGCCCCGACACCAGGGAGAGCCGCUUGGACAGGCCCGCAGUGUCCUUCUCUCUGGACUCGGUGGCCAGGGACCCGAGGGAGCUGUGGCGUUUCCUGUCUCAGAACCUGUCGCUGCCUAACAGCACGGCCCGGGCUCUCCUGGCUGCUCAGGUGGACCUGCCCGAGGUCUAUCGCCUGCUCUUUGGCCCUUCGCCUGUCCUAGAUGUGGACUCAGGACUCCCCAGGGGUCAGGAGCCCUGGGGCCGCCUGGGUGCCAGUUCCCUAUUCCGGUUGGAGGAGCUGCUGUUUGCCCCCGCCCUCCUGGAGCAGCUCACGUGUGCACCGGGCUCCAGGGAACUGGGCCGUAUACUCACUGUGCCCCAGGGGCAGCAGCCAGCGCUGCAGGGCUACCGGGAUGCUGUCUGCAGUGGGCAGGCUGCAGCCCGCACCCGGCGCUUUUCUGGGCUGGCCGCUGAGCUCCGGAAUCAGCUGGACGUGGCCAAGGUCGCCCAGCAGCUGGGCCUGGAUGCCGGCAACGGUUCAGCCCCACGGCAGCAGCCACCUCCCCCACGGCGCCUGCAGGCGCUGCUAGAAGACCUGCUGGAUGCCCAAAAAGUUCUGCAGGACGUGGACGUCCUCUCGGCCCUGGCUCUGCUGCUGCCGCAGGGCGCGUGCGCUGGCCGUGCUCCUGGGUCCCCAGCCAGCAGCCCUGCCAGGACGGCCAACAGCACAGGGGCCGGGGUGGGAACGAGCUCCAACACCACGGUCGAGGAGGGUGCCCCGUCCGCUGUGUCCCCAGCCUCUGACUCACAGCAGGGCCAGUGCUCCGCCUUCGUGCAGCUCUGGGCUGCCCUGCAGCCCAUUCUGUGUGGCAACAACCGCACCAUUGAGCCGGAGGCGCUGAGGCGAGGCAACAUGAGCUCCCUGGGCUUCACCAGCAAGGAGCAGCGGAACCUGGGCCUUCUCGUGCACCUCAUGACGAGCAACCCCAAGAUCCUCUACGCACCGGCGGGAUCUGAGGUGGACCGCGUCAUCCUCAAGGCCAACGAGACCUUUGCCUUCGUGGGCAACGUGACCCACUAUGCCCAGGUCUGGCUCAACAUCUCGGCUGAGAUCCGGAGCUUCCUGGAGCAGGGCAGGCUGCAGCAGCACCUACUCUGGCUGCAGCAGUACGUGGCGGAGCUGCGGCUGCAUCCUGAGGCACUGAACCUCUCGCUGGAGGAGCUGCCGCCCGCCCUGCGCCAGGACAACUUCUCGCUGCCUAAUGGCUCUGCCCUCCUGCAGCAGCUGGACACCAUUGACAAUGCUGCCUGCGGCUGGAUCCAGUUCAUGUCCAAGGUGAGCGUGGACAUCUUCAAGGGUUUCCCGGAUGAGGAGAGCAUCGUCAACUACACCCUCAACCAGGCCUACCAGGACAAUGUCACAGUGUUCGCCAGCGUGAUCUUCCAGACACGCAAGGAUGGCUCCUUGCCGCCCCACGUGCACUACAAGAUUCGCCAAAACUCUAGCUUCACCGAGAAAACCAAUGAGAUCCGCCGGGCCUAUUGGCGGCCGGGGCCCAACACCGGGGGCCGCUUCUACUUCCUGUACGGCUUCGUCUGGAUCCAGGAUAUGAUGGAGCGCGCCAUCAUCAACACCUUUGUGGGGCACGAUGUGGUGGAGCCGGGCAGCUAUGUGCAGAUGUUUCCCUACCCCUGCUACACGCGGGAUGAUUUCCUGUUUGUCAUCGAGCACAUGAUGCCACUCUGCAUGGUGAUUUCCUGGGUCUACUCCGUGGCCAUGACCAUCCAGCACAUUGUAGCAGAAAAGGAGCACCGACUGAAGGAGGUGAUGAAGACGAUGGGCCUGAACAACGCCGUGCACUGGGUGGCCUGGUUCAUCACUGGCUUUGUGCAGCUGUCCAUCUCGGUGACGGCGCUCACCGCCAUCCUCAAGUACGGCCAAGUCCUCAUGCACAGCCACGUGCUUAUCAUCUGGCUCUUUCUGGCCGUCUACGCCGUGGCCACCAUCAUGUUCUGCUUCCUGGUGUCCGUGCUAUACUCCAAGGCCAAGCUGGCCUCGGCCUGCGGCGGCAUCAUCUACUUCCUGAGCUACGUGCCUUACAUGUACGUGGCAAUCCGCGAGGAGGUGGCCCACGAUAAGAUCACUGCCUUCGAGAAGUGCAUUGCGUCCCUGAUGUCCACAACAGCCUUUGGCCUGGGCUCCAAGUACUUUGCCCUAUACGAGGUGGCGGGCGUGGGCAUCCAGUGGCACACGUUCAGCCAGUCACCUGUGGAAGGGGACGACUUCAACUUGCUCUUGGCUGUCACAAUGCUGAUGGUGGACGCAAUCGUCUAUGGCGUGCUCACGUGGUACAUUGAAGCUGUGCACCCAGGCAUGUACGGGCUGCCCCGGCCCUGGUACUUCCCACUGCAGAAGUCCUACUGGCUGGGCAGUGGGCGGACAGAGGCGUGGGAGUGGAGCUGGCCAUGGGCUCGUGCCCCGCGCCUUAGCGUCAUGGAGGAGGACCAGGCCUGUGCCAUGGAGAGUCGGCGCUUGGAGGAGACUCGCGGCAUGGAGGAGGAGCCCACCCACCUGCCUCUAGUAGUCUGCGUGGACAAGCUCACCAAGGUCUACAAGAAUGACAAGAAGCUGGCCUUGAACAAGCUGAGCCUGAACCUCUAUGAGAACCAGGUGGUGUCCUUUCUGGGCCACAACGGGGCCGGCAAGACCACCACCAUGUCUAUCCUCACUGGUCUGUUCCCGCCCACGUCGGGUUCGGCCACCAUCUAUGGGCAUGACAUCCGCACUGAGAUGGAUGAGAUCCGCAAGAACCUGGGCAUGUGUCCACAGCAUAACGUGCUCUUUGACCGACUCACAGUGGAGGAGCACCUCUGGUUCUACUCCCGGCUCAAGAGCAUGGCUCAGGGGGAGAUCCGAAAGGAGAUGGACAAGAUGAUUGAAGACCUGGAGCUCUCCAACAAGCGGCACUCACUGGUGCAGACGCUGUCGGGUGGCAUGAAACGCAAGCUCUCGGUGGCCAUUGCCUUUGUGGGUGGCUCCCGCGCCAUCAUACUCGACGAGCCCACGGCUGGUGUGGACCCCUAUGCACGCCGUGCCAUCUGGGACCUCAUCCUGAAGUAUAAGCCUGGCCGCACCAUCCUCCUGUCCACCCAUCACAUGGAUGAGGCUGACCUGCUCGGGGAUCGCAUCGCCAUAAUCUCCCACGGGAAGCUGAAGUGCUGUGGCUCCCCGCUGUUCCUCAAGGGCGCCUAUGGGGACGGCUACCGCCUCACACUGGUUAAGCGUCCUGCUGAGCCAGGGGGCCCCCAAGAGCCAGGGCUGAUGUCUAGCCCCCCAGGUCGGGCCCAGCUGAGCAGCUGCUCGGAGCCCCAGGUUUCCCAGUUCAUCCGCAAGCAUGUGGCCUCCUGCCUGCUAGUCUCUGACACAAGCACGGAGCUCUCCUACAUCCUGCCCAGCGAGGCCGCCAAGAAGGGGGCCUUCGAGCGCCUUUUCCAGCACCUGGAGUGCAGUCUGGACGCAUUACACCUGAGCAGCUUCGGGCUCAUGGACACGACGCUAGAGGAGGUGUUUCUCAAGGUGUCAGAGGAAGACCAGUCGCUGGAGAACAGUGAGGCUGACGUGAAGGAGUCCAGGAAGGACAUGCUGUCGGGGACAGAGGGCCUGGCCUCGUUGGGGGAGGCUCACGCGGGGAACCUGGCCCGGUGUGCAGACCUGGCCCAGUCACAGGCGUCGCUGCAGUCCACGUCCUCAGUGGGCUCUGCCCGUGGGGAUGAGGCAGCUGGCUAUGCUGACGUGUACGGCGACUACCGCCCCCUCUUCAACAACCUGCAGGACCCCGACAACGUCAGCUUGCAAGAGGCUGAGGCGGAGGCCCUUACGCGGAUUGGCCAGGGUAGCCGCAAGCUGGAAGGCUGGUGGCUGAAGCUGCGCCAGUUCCACGGGCUCUUGGUGAAGCGCUUCCACUGUGCCCGCCGCAACUCCAAGGCACUGUCCUCGCAGAUCCUGCUCCCCGCCUUCUUUGUCUGUGUGGCCAUGACCGUGGCGCUCUCCGUCCCAGAGAUCGGUGACUUGCCCCCAUUGGUCCUGUCCCCCUCUCAGUACCACAACUACACCCAGCCCCGCGGCAAUUUCAUCCCUUACGCCAACGAGGAGCGCCGGGAGUACCGAUUUCAGCUGUCGCCUGACGCCAGCCCCCAGCAGCUCAUGAGCACAUUCCGGCUGCCAUCGGGUGUGGGCGCCACUUGUGUGCUCAAGUCUCCAGCCAACGGCUCCCUGGGCUCCACGCUGAACUUGAGCAGUGGCGAGUCACGCCUGCUGGCCGCGCGGUUCUUCGACAGCAUGUGCCUGGAAUCCUUCACACAGGGGCUACCUCUGUCCAACUUCGUGCCACCCCCACCCUCGCCCGCUCCAUCCGACUCCCCAGUGUCCCAGGAUGAGGACCCGCUGCAGGCCUGGAACACCUCCCUGCCUCCCACCUCUGGGCCAGAGAACUGGACAUCAGCGCCCUCCUUGCCACGCCUGGUGCGGGAGCCUGUCCGCUGCACCUGCUCCACACAGGGCACUGGCUUCUCCUGCCCCAGUGGUGUGGGCGGGCACCCGCCCCAGAUGCGUGUGGUCACAGGUGACAUCCUGACCGACAUCACCGGCCACAACGUCUCCGAGUACCUGCUGUUCACCUCUGACCGCUUCCGGUUGCACCGGUAUGGGGCCAUCACCUUCGGCAACGUCCAGAAGUCCAUCCCGGCCUCGUUUGGUGCCCGGGCCCCAGCCAUGGUGCGGAAGAUGGCUGUGCGCCGGGCAGCCCAGGUUUUCUACAACAAUAAGGGUUACCACAGCAUGCCCACCUACCUCAAUAGCCUCAACAACGCCAUCCUGCGUGCCAACCUGCCCAAGAACAAGGGCCACCCAGCGGCCUAUGGCAUCACUGUCACCAACCACCCCAUGAACAAGACAAGCGCCAGCCUCUCCCUGGAUUACCUGCUGCAGGGCACAGAUGUGGUCAUCGCCAUCUUCAUCAUCGUGGCCAUGUCCUUCGUGCCGGCUAGCUUUGUGGUCUUCCUGGUGGCCGAGAAGUCCACCAAGGCCAAGCACCUACAGUUCGUCAGUGGCUGCAACCCCGUCAUCUACUGGCUGGCCAACUACGUGUGGGACAUGCUAAACUACCUGGUCCCAGCAACCUGCUGCGUCAUCAUCCUGUUUGUGUUCGACUUGCCGGCCUAUACGUCACCCACCAACUUCCCUGCCGUGCUCUCCCUCUUCCUGCUGUAUGGGUGGUCCAUCACCCCCAUCAUGUACCCGGCUUCCUUCUGGUUUGAGGUCCCCAGCUCGGCCUAUGUGUUUCUUAUCGUCAUCAACCUUUUCAUUGGCAUCACGGCCACUGUGGCCACCUUCCUGCUGCAGCUCUUUGAGCAUGACAAGGACCUGAAGGUUGUCAACAGUUACCUGAAAAGCUGCUUUCUCAUUUUCCCCAACUACAACCUGGGCCACGGGCUCAUGGAGAUGGCGUACAACGAGUACAUCAACGAGUAUUACGCCAAGAUCGGCCAGUUUGACAAGAUGAAGUCCCCAUUCGAGUGGGAUAUUGUCACCCGGGGGCUGGUGGCCAUGACGGUAGAGGGCUUCGUGGGCUUCUUCCUCACCAUCAUGUGCCAGUACAACUUCCUGCGGCAGCCACAGCGCAUGCCGGUUUCUACCAAACCUGUGGAGGACGAUGUCGACGUCGCCAGCGAAAGGCAGCGAGUGCUGCGGGGUGAUGCCGACAACGACAUGGUGAAGAUCGAGAACCUGACCAAGGUGUACAAGUCUCGGAAGAUUGGCAGCAUCCUGGCUGUGGACCGACUGUGCCUGGGCGUGCGUCCUGGCGAAUGCUUCGGCCUCCUUGGUGUCAACGGUGCGGGCAAGACCAGCACCUUCAAGAUGCUGACGGGUGACGAGAGCACGACGGGGGGCGAGGCCUUUGUCAACGGGCACAGUGUGCUCAAGGAGCUGCUCCAGGUCCAGCAGAGCCUGGGGUACUGCCCGCAGUUUGAUGCCCUGUUUGACGAGCUCACGGCCCGGGAACACCUGCAGUUGUACACGCGGCUCCGCGGCAUCCCUUGGAAGGAUGAGGCCCGGGUGGUGAAGUGGGCACUGGAGAAGCUGGAGCUGACCAAAUAUGCCGACAAGCCAGCUGGUACCUAUAGUGGAGGCAACAAGAGAAAGCUGUCUACGGCCAUUGCCCUCAUCGGGUACCCUGCCUUUGUCUUCCUGGACGAGCCCACCACAGGUAUGGACCCCAAGGCCCGACGCUUCCUCUGGAAUCUCAUCCUCGACCUUAUCAAGACGGGACGCUCAGUGGUGCUGACGUCACACAGCAUGGAAGAAUGUGAGGCGCUGUGCACGCGGCUGGCCAUCAUGGUGAACGGACGCCUGCGCUGUCUGGGCAGCAUCCAGCACCUGAAGAACCGGUUUGGGGAUGGCUACAUGAUCACGGUGAGGACCAAGAGCAGCCAGCACGUGAAGGAUGUGGUGCGCUUCUUCAACCGGAACUUCCCGGAGGCUGUGCUCAAGGAGCGGCACCACACGAAGGUGCAGUACCAGCUGAAGUCGGAGCACAUCUCGCUGGCUCAGGUGUUCAGUAAGAUGGAGCAGGUGGUGGGCGUGCUGGGCAUUGAGGACUACUCUGUCAGCCAGACCACCCUGGACAAUGUAUUUGUGAACUUCGCCAAGAAACAGAGCGACAACUUGGAGCAGCAGGAGACAGAACCACCUUCAGCCCUGCAGUCCCCACUGGGCCGCCUGCUCAGCCUGUUCCGGACACGGCCCACGCCCACUGAGCUGCGGGCGCUUGUGCCCGAUGAGCCUGAGGACCUGGACACAGAGGACGAGGGCCUCAUCAGCUUUGAGGAGGAGCGGGCCCAGCUCUCCUUCAACACGGACACGCUCUGCUGACCGCCAGGAGCUGGCUCAACAACACGGCUGAGGGACAGAAGUCAGGCAGUGGCCCAGGCCCCACCUGUUUCCCCAGUGCCAUCUGCGGGGCCCUGGAGUGGGAGGUCCAGGACCAAGGGCUCCAGCCCCUCCAGCCCCCAACCCGUCCUCAGCCCUGCCCGUGGCCACUGUGCCACCCUCCCCUCAUUGUGCCAAAGGCUGGCCUGGCCCUGGGCUAUGACACCCUCACCCUGCUCUGCCUUAAAGCCUUGGGGCGAGAGCCCCUCGCCUCUGCCCCUGCCCAGCUCUGCCCACCACCCACAGGGCCACUGGGGUGACACGGGAUUUUAGGUACCACUCGCCCCUCUCCUGGCCGGGCCUGGGCCUGGCUUCCGGAACCGGCUUUUCUCUUACAUCCAAUUUGGAAGUUGGUAUCGCAUGCCUGGGGCUGAGUGUGGGUGUGUUAGGUCCCACCUGCAGGCACCUAUUUGUUUUGCUAUAGGAAGAGGCUUCCUUAGCCUGGUUUCAUGCUGGGAGCUCAUCACUGAGGGGCUGCCACAGGGCAGCAGGCUGGGUAGCAGGAGUGGAGAAGCCGGCCACGCUGGCCAGGCCAAGGUCCAGACCCCUCCCCACCCCCUUCAGCUGCCACUGCUCUCCCACCCAACUUGGCACCCUGCCUGCCCGCCCAUCCAGGAGCCGUACCUGUACAUAACGCACAGAUGUUUGUUUUAAAUAAAUAAACAAAAAGUCCA